Messenger RNA from Tetrahymena thermophila SB210, 2520 nucleotides. RefSeq lists its product as hypothetical. The record is from RefSeq and is a predicted model, not a curated record. NCBI's taxonomy places the organism in Eukaryota, Ciliophora, Oligohymenophorea, Hymenostomatida, Tetrahymenidae. The transcript is spliced from 2 exons.
AUGAUCAACUUAAAUGAACGUCCUGCAAUGGAGAAUUAUUAUCUCCUUAAAAAAUUGCCAGAGUAUACGCAUAUCAAGGAAACAGGAAAAGAUAUUUUGAAAGACAGUAAAUAUUAUACAAAUAUGUAGAAUGAAAAUUAGUGGAAUAAUAAGUAUCGAUUUAGUAGAAAAUAUCUUUAAUUCUUCCAUGAUGCAAAUGAAACUUUGGGAUUAGAUAAGAGGCUUGCUUUGUAACAGCAAGAAGUUUAAAAGGAAGAAAACUUGAAGCAGUAACAUAAAACGGUUAUAAAUUUCAUGAGAAAAGAAGCUCUCGACCGUCUUCAUGAAAGAAAAAUGGAAAGAAUCAAUGUUCAAUUAGACUCAUAAUAAUUUAUAUACAAUAUCAAUGAAAAAAACUUAAAUGAUUUGUCUAUGCAAGAAGAAAGCAUUAAAGUUAAGAGAACACUGAAUAAAUCUCAGUAGGGAACGCAUUACUUAACUGGAUUCGCUCCUACUUUAUGGAAUGAGUUAAACCAAAAAAGCUAAAAGUACUUAAACCAAUCAUUUAAUAUGAAAAUAAUAGAAAAAGAUAGUUAAGCUGUGGAAAAUAUAAAUAAAAGGAUUGAAAAAGAGUAAUAAGAUGAAGAGCUUAAAAAUUCUUUAGUCAAAGUUAAUAUGGAAAAAAUUAGAAAUAAUUUCAAAGAAAGAAGUAUUAAAAAUUUUUAAAUGUAAUAAAAAGUUUUAUCUAAAAGAACUUCUCCUCUUCCUAAUCCCUCAAGGCCUGUCUUAGAGAUUAUUAAGGUUCGUUCAAAGAGCUAAAUAAACCCUGAAGUGGCUGAAAAGUAAAAACAAGAAGCGCUUUUAAAGAAGUAAUAUGAGGAGUUCUUGGAAUAAGAGAGAGAUUACCUUAGAAAGAUCAAUGCAUAAUAUGAAUUAGAUAAAAAUAAAUAUAAUUAAUAAAAGCCAUACUCAAAUAAUAACGAUCAAAAUACUAAUUUAAUUGGCAGAUAGUAUACUAUGGCAUCACAAAGCAGUUAAUCAACUAAUUAAAAUAUUUAAUAAAAUAAUAAUAAAAAUGUCUUAUUAACUUUUGGAGCUUCUGUUAAUGGCAGUUAAAGUUCUAAUUUUAUCAACAGUUCUAUGCAGUCUGAAGCCUUCAAAAACAAAAUCAAUAAUAUUUUCAAUAACUAAUAUCAAAAAGAUACCAACGUACCAUUUGAUGCUAGUGCUAGCGCAAUACUUAUGGAGAAAAAAAUAUCUGGUUAAUCACCAAUAGCUAAUUUUUAGCAUCAAAAUUAUUAAAAUUUUAACUAUUCAAUGUCUUCAUUAUCAAAUGAAUUAGAUUUUCAAAAGAAAUUCUAAUAAAAUCCUCCAGCUUUUGGAAAUGGCAGCAUAUCUUAAAUAUUAGAAAAACCAAUGAAUCCUAAUGAAAUGAAGAAUACUGCUGAUUUGGUACAAGAAGUAGCAGAAUAAAAAAUAUAUAAAAAGAAUUCUCAGCUGAAGAGCUCACUGAAAAGUAGGUCUUACAGCUAGAACAACACUGAAAACUAAGCAGGUGGAAAUUUCUCAAAUAGUAUGAUUAUGGAAAAUCCUUAUAAUCCUUUAAAUGAAAUGUCAGUCACUGAAAUUUCUAGGUCUAAAGAGCUUAAAAAUAACACUGAAAGUGAAAACUAAAUGUAUAAUGAGAGUUAAUUAAAUCAAAAUAUAAAAAAAGUUAACUUUACUAAAGAAGAUUCUUUCUUAGAAUAUAACACAGCACCUGCUCAUAUUAUUGAUGAUAGAUCAAAUCUAAAUAGAACCUAGAAUCAAAUUAAUGAAUCUGAUUUGUAUGCUCAUUAAAAUUCAUUUUCUGUCAACAGUAAAAAUAGGAGUAUCCACUCUGCUUCUUUAUCAGCUACUACAACAACUAGUUUUCCAUUAAAAUACCUUAAAUCUCCGAUAGUCCAUAAAUAAAAUCCUCAUAUUAAUGAUUUAAGUUAGCCAAAAUCUGAAAAGUGGCCAGAAAAAAUCACUGAUAAAGCAGAAUUCAGAGGAUUGCUUUCAGGUGAAAUAGAUAAAAUUGAGUCAAAGCUAAAUAAUUCAUUUGUGAAAACUAUGACCUUGUAGUCUAAAAUAGUGAGAGAUCAAACGUUGAAUAGCGUUGAUUUUAGGACUACAUCUCAAACUAAAAAAAGAUUUAGUUCAACAUCUAAAUAACCCUCAACCACUUAUUCUGAUAAUGAAUAAUUUUCUAAUUAAAAGCAAAUAACGACAUACUACUCUUCAAUAAAUGACCCAGAGAAACAGACAUAUGUUGAUGAUCUUGAAAAAUUCGAUGACUCAUUUUCAAUUAACAAUGUUCGUAGGUGUUUUCCUGGAAAAACACUCAAUGAAUACAGACAGGUUGUUAAAGAGUUUUAAAAGAUUAAAGAAAAAGACACAAAAUCUGAUAUAAAAAAAAUAACAAUGCCAACAAUCUCUCCUUAAAAAAAUUUAAAUGAAAGUAGGAUUCAUCCUUCAUUUUUAUCUUAAUAAAAACAAAAUUCUAGAAUAAUUUAGUGA